Molecule: messenger RNA, 2419 nt
Organism: Episyrphus balteatus (marmalade hoverfly)
Lineage: Eukaryota; Metazoa; Arthropoda; Insecta; Diptera; Syrphidae
Gene: RNaseZ
Product: ribonuclease Z, mitochondrial
Exons: 11
Coding region: 48-2318 (756 amino acids)
Biological process (GO): mitochondrial tRNA 3'-end processing
Cellular component (GO): mitochondrion
Molecular function (GO): 3'-tRNA processing endoribonuclease activity
Source: RefSeq, a predicted model, not a curated record
GAUCUAGUCGUGGUUUGUUUAUAUUUAUUGAAAAGUCAAAUAGUCAUAUGUAUUUACUCUUAAGAAUAACCAAAAUAUUUAAAAGUUCUAACUUUUUUAAGUACAGAACAUUCUUUGAAAAUAAAUCAAAUCCAACUUACAAGUCAAAUAAAAUGAAUGGCGCUAAACAAAAAACAAAAUAUUCCCCCGGGACCGUGACAUUACAAGUGUUAGGUUGUGGAGCUCAUGGAGCACCUUCUUCUGUCUAUCUAUUUACAGAUCAGUCUAGGUAUUUAUUUAAUUGCGGUGAAGGCACUCAACGGUUAGCUCAUGAGCACAAAACAAAGUUGUCUAGGUUGCAACAUAUAUUUUUUACCGGCAAAUGCUGGAGCAAGUUAGGUGGCCUGCCUGGAUUGGCGUUGACAGCUCAAGAUGCGGGUGUCAAUCAGCUUACAUUGCAUGGACCAACUGAAUUGAAUACUUUAUUUCAAGCCAUGAAUCGUUUUGUCGUUUUAAAGAAAAUACAAAUUGAAACAAGAAGUUUUUCGUCCGACGAUGUGUUUGAAGACGAAGUUAUGACUGUUAAUGCUAUUCCUUUAUAUGGGUACAAGGAUAACAAAGAAGAAAGCAGUCAAAAAAGUCCCACUAUUUCUUACGUUUGCAAAUUAAAGCCGAAACCUGGAGCAUUGGAUUUAAAAAAAUGUGUUGAAAAAGGUGUGCCACCAGGCCCUUUACUCGGUUUAUUGAAAAAUGGAAAGGACGUUGUAUUAGAUGAUGGCACUGUUGUAAAAUCUGAAGAUGUUAGCGAACCAACUACGGGAGACCAAAUAAUUAUUUUUGCUGAUAUCCCAAAUGAAGACUGUUUGAGUUCUUUAAAUAAUCAAUUUGAAAACUUCAAAAAUGCUUCGGUUGUUAUUCAUUUUGCACCAGAUGAUAUAGCUUCAACCACGAAGUAUCAAAAUUUUAUAAAUGAUUUCGAUGGCGAAACAACACAUAUAUUUUUGAAUUCUUCGAACCAAUUUUCAGGACAUUUUGCUGCGCAUAGAUUUCAGAUUCAGUUAAACCAAUUGCACAAACGAAUAUUUCCACUUCUUGGAGAAGUUCCAAAUUUAAACAAUGGCCCCGAAGAGUACAAACGCACUAGACUUAUUAGCGAGUGUAAAAAUGGUGAAACUAUGGAUAGUUCAAUAGAUUCUCGAAUAAUUGCAGACGCUGGAUCUUUGACCUGCUUUCGACUUCGUCCAAAUAAGGGAUUAGACAGGUCUAUGGAACUUAAAUAUACCCCCGAAGAAUAUUUAAAAGAAACGCAUGCACUAGAAGGCUUCACAGAAGCACUUGAAUCAUUUAAAUCAACUCUUAAAAACGAAGAAACUCAAAAAUCUCCAGAAGACGAAGUAUUCCCAAAAAUUACAUUCCUAGGAACAGGAUCUUGCAUUCCAAACAAAACUCGAAAUGUAAGUGCUAUUUUAAUGCAACCAAAGGUUGAUACGUAUGUUUUAUUGGAUUGUGGGGAGGGAACGCUUGGCCAAAUAAUUCGGUUUUAUGGACCCUCACGAUGGCGAGAUGUUGUAAAAAAUUUAAGAGCAAUUUAUAUAUCUCAUUUACAUGCAGAUCAUCAUAUAGGCUUGAUAGGAAUGCUUAAAGAACGGAGUAAAUUUCUUGGGAAUGAAGCAAAACCCAUCCAUUUGUUUGCUCCUCUACAGAUUAAACCAUGGCUUAACUAUUACCAUGAUGUCAUUGAACCAAUAAAACAUUGUUACACUUUGAUACCAAACGGCGACAUGGUUGAUGUUCCUUUGCAAACUACUGAUUUAAAAAAUAUGGGCAUUCAAUCCAUGUCAACGUGUUUGGUAAAACAUUGCCAACAUUCGUUUGGAGUCUCAGUGCUACUAGAUUCAAAAGAUGAAUUUUCAGAACCUAUGAAAAUCACAUACAGUGGAGAUACUAUGCCCUGCGAAGAUUUAAUUGAGCUAGGUGCCAACUCUACAAUAUUAAUUCACGAAGCCACAAUGGAAGAUGAACUUUUACAAGAAGCUAAAAUAAAAAUGCACUGCACCGUCAGUCAAGCGUUAAAUGUAGCACAAAAAAUGAACGCUAAACACACAAUUUUGACACAUUUUAGUCAGAGAUAUGCCAAAUUGCCAAGAAUACCUGAGGGACUUUUAAGUAAUGUGGCUAUUGCUUUUGAUUUUAUGCAGGUGUCAGUGGAUGAUUUGAAAAACUUUUCAUCGAUGUAUCCAGUUAUGAAAUUGAUGUUUUCUGAGCAUUAUGAAGAAAUGGAGCGGAAAACUCAAAUGAGAUUAAUAAAAUCCGAACGAAAACGCAAAUCAAACACGUGAUGUUGAUUUUUUUAUAUUAUUUAUUAUACACUCGUUAACAUCUGAAUUGUACUGUAAUAUUAUAAGCUUAAGUGUUAAAUAAAUAUGUGUAUGUACCUGGU